AAAGGGGUGCUUUUUAUCAUGCUAUAAUUGUUCUUUGUGUGUUACAGUCACCAAAACAUCUGGAAUAGGCAUGUAUUUGGGGCGAUAUCGCUGGCUGUGCCUUGAGCUUAAGUGACCCUUAAGCUAAAAGAAUACUUUUAGCACUGAGAUAAAGUUACUCUGAUAGAAAAGGCAUAAUGGUACUCAGUACUCUUAAUGAUUUCUUACUCAAACAGUUUGAGGAAAAAAGACGGUAUUGUAACUAAUUGUUAGUACUGUUACCAGCUCUGUGGCAACUAUCAUAAAGUAGGAUCCCAACAUGGUAGGUGCUGCUCAGAAAUGCCAGACACUGCUAUACUUCAAGAAUACUUCAGACCAUGACAAGUGAGAGCCAGUGGGCUGUGAUAUAGAAACUUUCAUGUGGAUAGCAGUUGAUGAUCAAAACUACCUCUACUGUAGAUGUUGAAAACUUAUCAAUGGCUCAACUUCAGAAAUUACUGGCCGGGGAAACUAGCAAAUAUACCCAAGUGACAUUCCUAUGGAGGUGGCAGCAGAGGGGCAUUCUGACAAAAUGGAAUUUGACAUGGAAGUGCUUUUGAACCUUGUUUGAGUCCCUCCGUGCAGAAGAAGUUGCAUCCAUUGACAUUCGUCAACAUGUUGAAUGUUGAUGGAGAUCAAACAGUGGAAAUGAGCGCAGUGAGGUGGUAGGUGAUUCGUUUCAGCAGUGGCAACACCAAUGUGAAAGACAAGCAAUGUUCCAGAUGUCCAUGCACAGCUGUCACACCACGGAAAGAAGAACAUCCUGAACAGUUCAUCUGUGCAAACUGAAUGGAGCAGACUGAGAUCCCAUAACCGGUAGAUUUAAAACUGGAAGAAAAAAAAAAAUCAUAAAGGGGAUUACCAAAUUGUAAAGACGUACUCUGCAGAAGUGGACACUGAUUCUGACACUGAUAUAAAGUACUGUGAUGAAAUAGCAAGCUCAGAAGGCCAGUGAAACUACAAACUCGCAGCAUUUCAAAGCAUCUGGUAAGAUCUCACAGAAUGUCUUGACAGUCAAAAAGAAAAAAAGAAGUGAGGUGAGUCCAUGCUCAUUUUGUACUUCACUGGGUUUCUCAGAAGAGCUGAUGGCGAUAGUGAUGGAUGAAUAAGGUGAGCUGUUACCUACUUGGUGGUUUAGAUGUCUUGUUUUCCUGGACUAGAUCCAAUUUCAUAUCCUUAUAGAUACAUAUAAGAUAUUGUCUUCUGCUUGUCUUCUUCUAGUUUGCGGUUGGCUAAAUUUGAUAAAAAGGUUUUGGGUUUUUUUUUUUUUUUUUUGCUUUUGCUUUUUUCCCGCUAUGUUCUCAGCUAAAUAUGUCAGAAUUGUGCAAGUUUUAGCAUUCUUUGAAAAGUAUCCCUCUGUCAGGUAGUCUUAUAUUGCAUAUCUAGAAAUGGAUGCAUCUAGAAUCUUCAAGUGAAUCCUCAAAGUCUGUGUUGAUACACUUUUUUGAUUUCAUUUCCAUGUGGUUUUGAAUGUUUCAAAAAAUCAAGGUAAAACAGAAAAAAAUUAACUAAGACUUGCUUAGGGAAAAAAAAUGUAAAGUUCUGUUCAAAUUAAUGGCAAGGUUCUAUGUUCAUUUUUAUGCUUGUUCCAGCUCAAUCUUUAUGCCUGUUAUGCCACAGACGUGCUGUCUAGCAACGUAAGCUGUUCAUGUUUAAAAACAGAAUUCACCUUUAAAUGUGCUUUGACUAAAAAAGUGCCUGGUGAGGUCAUUCGCAGAGCAAGAGUUAAUGCAUCAUACAAACAGCUAAAUAAAGGUUACAAUCUGAGUGGAAUUAUUCGGAGCUCAGGCAGAAAUCUGGCAUUUGCAGUCUGUCACUGGCUUUAAGAAGUCUGGCUCGCUCGGUGUCACUGCCGCCCAGACACAUCCUGCUGGCUGCAUGGCAGUGAGGGAGGGGACAGCAGCGUUGGACGUCUUCCUGCAAAAACAGCACAAACAGGAGCAGAGGGUGAACGGUACACGGAAGUGUCAUGUGUGAAGAAUGUGCGGAAUGAGGGGAUGGCUGAAGGACUGACGUCUGGAGAGUGUAUGGUCCCUGGUACACCUGGGAUGCAGAGCCGAGUAAAGUGCUAUGAAGAGCUGUGUGCCUCUUGGGAUCUGCCAGCUAAGUAUUGUAAUUACUGGGCCCUGUCUGCUUUCCAAAUUCAUCUGAUGUGAAGCUGCUGGGAGCUGGAAUUCCUGGUGAAAUUCAUGCCUUGGUAAAGCUGCCAAUAUGCGGGACACCACCCUUUGAGUACUGCACUUGUUAGACUCACCGCUGCUUCGCAGAGCCUGUCUGUCACUCAGCACUUGUUCUGCUAAGGGACUCCUUUUUUUCAUUACAACUCCUAUUGCCCGUGGGGAGAGCUGGAGCAACAUAUAUUUAGAGUCUGGAAUGCACAGUACUCAGAGCAAAUUCAGCCACAUAGGCUAUCCUAGCCCCAUUUUUUAUUUUUCCCCUUUCUGUGAUUGGAAUCUGGCCAGAAAGACAUCCCAAAGAUGGGAACUUUGGGUCCUUGUCACCUGCUGAGGCUAUGUGCACAGAGGAAGGGGCUAAUUGGUGCCCAGAGUGCUGGUAGUUUCUGAGCUAAGGUCAUUAUCCCCUGCAGCACCAGUCAGAGAACUGCCAUCUCAUUCCAUUCAAGUUCCCAAACAGCCACUGCCCAGAGAUGGCUUGGAAUCCUUCUGUGCUUCACUGAAACUUUUUACUCUGUGAAUGCUGCGUUUAAUCCCAGUCCGCAGCACCAAGCAUUUCCCAUAUAAUCUCCCAGAACAGCUGUGCUGUGAUUGCAUUGUGGAUUAUAAAAUGACCAUUUUCUACAAACCAGCUGCUGGAUGGAGGGAUAGCGUUUAAUAAUCAUGGGGAGGGAGUGGGCAAGGGAAGAGAGGAGGAGACGAAGGAGAAAGGAGGAUUGAAGCAGUUUGGUUUCUUGGGAAAUUUAGAGACAAGUAAAACCGAAGGCAAAUUGUGAGUUCUAUUUCUGUAUUACUCCUCCAAAUUAACAGGACUUCAAGACUUGCUAGUAAGGUAAAUUGAAAUUUCUUUCCUUUGGGGGGUUAUCUAGGUACUGUGGUCAGCUGCUGUCAGUGUACGGCUUUUAUGGAGGGAAACAUUUCUGAAAAUGUUCUCAUGAAGAUGUUGUUCAGAUUUGCUUCUUAUCCCCUACAGUCUUGGCAUCACUGGUUGAGUUCCUGCUUAUGAAUCAUUUCAUUUCUCUUCUUUUUUUUUUUUUUUUUUUUUCCUUGUCACUGGUUCUGAAAUAAUAUGGCCUUUGACCAGCUGUAACAAAUCAACUGGAGAGAGUAUUUCUCCUACUACUGAGGAUUUAAAUUAGAAAAAAAAAAUGUUAGGUGUUUUUUUUGUUUGUUUGUUGUUUUGGUUUGUUUUUGGUUUUUUUUUUGGUCAACAUUGUGAGUGGAAAAAUUAUUUUCAAUAAAAGUGUGAGCAAACUGAAACCUGGUGAAGGAAAGUAUAACCAAGAAUGAGUGAACAACCGACAAACCACUCUGAAGGUUGGUGGUAUCCAAUAUGCUUCCAGAUCAUCAAUAUGCCUCCAGAUCAGUGAACUCUUUAGUUACCAUGCCACUAAGAUAGAGAUAAAUGGUAUCUCUGGGGUGCAGCAUCUCAUUUGCUGAAAUAAGUGCUCUGAAGGAAGCAAAAGAUGCCAGAACAUAAGGCAGUACAGGAAUUUCUAAUGAACUGAGUAUUUUUUUGCCUUUGAUGAAGAUGUUCUGGAUCAGGCGCUGUUUUCUAAGUGAUGAGAUGCUAAUCAAAUCUUGCCUUCCAAGCAGUGUUUCAGCAGCAUCUCUGUUAGCCGCAUUUCUGAGCUUGCUGGUUAGCAGAAAAAAGUGCUUCUAACUAACUGCAUUGCUUUCAUCUGUAUUCCUGUAAGUCUGUCACAAACAACUUGAUUGUUUAUUUCUAUAUUUUCAUAGUAUUGUCCACAGUAUGCUGGGCCUUUCACACACCUUCAGCGUUGGGUGAGUCAACAGAAGUUGUGUGAAGAGGCCAGCAGCAGGCAGUGUCUGUACAAACUGAAUCUAUUCGUGGUCAAAUAUAUUUUGAGAGUCAUAAAUAGGAAAGGGUGGGAGUAUCUGGAUAAAGUUGUGCCAAACAUAGGGUGUGCCAUGUGGGAAGAGGCAUGCGUUGAUUACAUGAAAGUUGAUAUGUGGGUAGAUGACAUCUAAUCAAUCUGUGGAGUGAUAAGAUGGGUACUCAGAAGUCAGUGCACGGUUUUGAAGGAACCUCAAAAUCUUAAGCUUCUCUCUGAGAGAGAAAGACCACAGGACCCUGGUACACAAACUGCUUUCAGAAUUACUUACUGCGAUGAGCUAAAACUGGGAAUAAUGUUUGUGACACCAUUUAUUCUUAAAACAAAAAAACCCACCCUUUUGGCACUUUGUAUGAGAGCACAGACACUGUUAUCCAACCAUUCUACCAAAUUUAUGAUGUGCAGAGCAGUGCUUGCUCAAGUGGGAAUUACUGCUCUGAGUUUGAACUCAAACUGCUGGGUGUGGGUAGCUGGGUGUCCUCCUGGGGCAGGCCACUGUUUUGAGUGUGAUCUGAGAACAUUUCCCUGUCUUUCCCCUCUCUGAAAUCAGUAUCCUAUCUGCUUCUCUAGGUAAAGGAAUUAACGGUGCUUGAAGAAGCGUUUUGGGGUACGUGACAGAAAGAAUUCUCGUUUAGCUGAACAAAGUAUUCGUCAUGUUUGAGUAGUUUGAUGUAGCGGCAUUUGGGGGAAGUUGGUUAACAGCUCUUAUCUACUGUCUUUGAGAUGGAAAUAACAAUCACUUCUCUCAUUUUCUGCAUACGCACACACAUACCAGUGCAUUCAGUCUCAGUAGUUCUGCAGGGUCACCGUCUCUUCCCCAGUACACACCUCAGCAUAUUUUGAAAUGGUUGAAACUGAGCUAUCUCUCCACUGCUCUGGCUUUUAGGAGAAGGGUCCUUCUUUGCUGGAAUGUUGUGAGGAGCACAGACUGCUUCUCCUAUGCAUAUCCCUUCCCCAUGUGUUUCCCCUGGAAAAGCUAGGGUUUGUGACAUUAGAUGGCUGGUCUGACAGUCCCUGUUUCUGUGUUGUAGAUGGAGCUGCUGAAGAUGUUGCCGUGGCGCCGUGCUUUCCUGGCAGUUAUCCUGAACCUGCUGGCACUCAGCCUUUCCACCACUGCCUUGCUCAGCAGCUACUGGUGCACCGGGACCCAGAAAGUGCCCAAGCCUUUGUGUGGGAAGAGCAAAGACUCCAAGUGCAUCGGUGUCCCCAUGACGCCUGAUGCAGCUGCUAGCAAUGCUUCAGCUCAGGAGGAGGUCCAUUACAGCUGGGAGACCGGGGAUGACCGCUUUUCCUUCAGAUACUUCCACACAGGGAUGUGGCUUUCCUGUGAAGAGAGCAUGGAAGGGCCAGAGGAGAAAUGCCGUAGCUUUAUUGAGCUUUCUCCACCAGCAGAGAGAGGAAUCCUGUGGCUGUCACUGGGGUCAGAGAUGCUGUACAUCAGCCUCUUGCUCAUCAGCUUCAUCCUCCUGAUGGUGGAAAUGCUGCACACUGGCAAUCCUGUCUGCGGACUGAAGCUCAAUGCCUUUGCUGCUGUCUCCUCAGUGCUGUCAGGUCUCCUUGGGAUGGUGGCGCACAUGAUGUACAGCCAAGUCUUCCAAGCCACAGUUAAUCUGGGACCAGAGGACUGGAGGCCGCACACAUGGGACUACGGCUGGGCUUUCUACAUGGCCUGGACCUCCUUCACCUGUUGCAUGGCUUCUGCUGUCACCACUCUCAACACCUACACCAAGACAGUGCUGGAGUUCAAGCGCAACCACAUCAAGGGCUAUGAUAUGAGCUUCAAGGAUCAGCCUCAGCACCACCAGUACUUCAUACAGCAGCAAAUAAGCAGCUACUAUGAGUCUCGAGACAAGCCUCUCCAUUCAGUGUCCGAGGGAGUUGAUUUCUACACUGAGCUGCAGAAGAAAGUGCUGCAGCGGGAACCAGAGCUGGACCUGGAUGAGGUCUUGGGACAGACAAUUGGAGAAGAUCAGUGUUAGAGAUGAAUGCACAGGAGCUGAACAGUGGGGUUUGGGAUGCAAAAAGCUCUGAACCAAACAUUAACACUACUGUUAGCAA
Molecule: messenger RNA, 6106 nt
Organism: Centrocercus urophasianus (Greater sage-grouse)
Lineage: Eukaryota; Metazoa; Chordata; Aves; Galliformes; Phasianidae
Gene: GSG1
Product: germ cell associated 1
Exons: 10
Coding region: 5080-6027 (315 amino acids)
Cellular component (GO): plasma membrane
Source: RefSeq, a predicted model, not a curated record